AUGGGCUUGCACGGGAAAUACGUCGACUAUCUUCAAGUAGAUCCUUCGAGCACAUACAUCAACAAAUAUGGUCCACCUCAAGAAGAACUACCUGACGACUUUUUGAACUUCCCAGAUAGUCCGAAGGAGAGUAGUCCGAAAUCUUCUUCGGAAACCACUCCAACGAGCGAUGCCCUAGAUUUCAGUUCUUGGGAGUCAGUUGAUUUGGAUAUUUCUGCCUACAUGAACAUCGUAUACGAAUCAGAAAGCGAAGUAAACUUGUCUACGAACGGUGUUCUAUCUUCUAAGACCCCCAAUCAGCAUUACUACAAAAAUAGAACAGAAACUGAGGAGAACCUAAUUACCAAUGAUGAGAUUCCUGGAAGCAGUGGCGUAAAUUUCGGUGGAUCCAGCGAUCUCGAAAAUUCUAAUCAGAAUGGAAUCCUCUCCAUACAAAAAACGGCCAAUUUUAGUGGAAAUUCAAUAAUUCAACAUCAGCAAAUCGAUAUCGAUGAAGUUUUACCAGCUGUAAAUUCGAUGCAGAUAUCUUCAAAGUAUGAUGAACAAGAGAACCAAUUGAAUCCCAUGAAGACACUAUCUAAACAAAAACCCAAAAGAGUGAGGAAACCUCGUCAAGCCGCUCAAAAAGGUUUCGAUAAUUCUGACAACGAGGAAGAAAUCGAUACAAAGGAUAUAGCCAUGAGAGUAGUCAACGAGUUGAAGACCCAUCAGAUCCCACAAAAAACCUUCGCCGAAAGAAUAUUGUGUCGCAGUCAGGGAACUCUCUCCGACUUGCUCCGUAAUCCAAAACCAUGGAAUAUGCUGAAAUCCGGACAAGAAACAUUCCGUCGAAUGCACAAAUGGUUGCAGCAACCACUUACAGCCAGACUCAGAAUUCUGCAUAUGUCGCCAGAAGAAGCUGCCGAAGCACAAGGAUUGCUUCCACCAACACCAGUUCCAAGUGGAGCUCGUAAGAGACGUAUGAAUUCUGAUGAAAACGAGCCAACAAAAGUUUCUCGUUUCGUUUUCACUGCUCAUCAGAAACAGACACUUCAAUCGAUGUACAAAAUUUCAUCACGUCCAACCCGCGAAAUGCAACAAAAGCUUGCCGAUCAUCUUGAAAUCAGUAUGGAAACAGUGGAGAACUUUUUCAUGAAUUCUCGUCGACGUGAUCGAUAUCGGGAAGCGACCCAACCGGCUAAAGUCAUCAAUGAGCCCAUUCCACAGCAACAGGAGGCUGAAAUCUUAUCAGAAUAUGAAACAGAUGACGAUUUUUACUGA
This is a messenger RNA of Caenorhabditis briggsae, 1260 nucleotides long. NCBI's taxonomy places the organism in Eukaryota, Metazoa, Nematoda, Chromadorea, Rhabditida, Rhabditidae. The transcript has 5 exons. The record is from RefSeq and is a predicted model, not a curated record. Gene Ontology annotation, biological process: regulation of transcription by RNA polymerase II. Gene Ontology annotation, cellular component: nucleus. The coding region runs from base 1 to 1260 and encodes 419 amino acids. Gene Ontology annotation, molecular function: RNA polymerase II cis-regulatory region sequence-specific DNA binding; DNA-binding transcription factor activity, RNA polymerase II-specific.